Messenger RNA from Gongylonema pulchrum, 252 nucleotides. The record is from the annotation of a GenBank genome assembly. NCBI's taxonomy places the organism in Eukaryota, Metazoa, Nematoda, Chromadorea, Rhabditida, Gongylonematidae.
AUGGCAAAUGAACGGAUAUUCGUACAGAUGGCCGCACAUAUGCUUGUACAGCCAGUACGAAUGAGUGAACGGAGCAGAGCACCGCGGAAAUCCACAAAUGUUUGCCGCUUUCUGCAUCUGAGUAUUGGCAGUGUCAUCGUCAUCAUCAUCGCUGAUGGUUUUUCUGCAAGAACUUGUCUUUACACUGUCGCUGACUCGAGCUCCGAUAAAAUUGUCUUUCUCCUGCGCUUAUUGUUUUUUUCACUGAUGUAG